AUGUAAUGGAUUCGCCACAAGAAAAGCUUUUAUUUUGAAACAACGCACGGGAAAUCGGAAGGGAAAAUCAGCUGGAAUCCACGGAAAUCCUCGACGGGACUAUAUUUCUUUACUUAGCUAGCGAUUUAUUUGCCAGCUGCCGUCCUUCGCUGCCAUCGGCUUGCUGUCCAACCGCCGCCCUGGCGAUGUCGGAGUCUUACGAUUUCCUCUUUAAAUUCCUGGUGAUUGGGAAUGCUGGGACAGGCAAAUCCUGCCUGCUGCACCAGUUCAUAGAGAAGAGAUUUAAGGAUGAAUCCAACCACACUAUUGGUGUGGAGUUUGGUUCAAAGAUCAUCAGUGUCGUCAACAAAACGGUCAAGCUGCAGAUCUGGGACACGGCGGGACAAGAACGCUUCAGGUCUGUGACCAGAAGUUACUACAGAGGAGCCGCAGGAGCGCUGCUCGUCUACGACAUCACCAGUCGGGAAACGUACAACGCUUUGACCACGUGGCUGAGCGACGCCAGGAUGCUGGCCAGUCAAAACAUCGUCAUCAUCCUCUGCGGGAACAAGAAGGACCUGGACGCCGACAGAGAGGUCACGUUCCUGGAGGCGUCGCGGUUCGCUCAGGAAAACGAGCUGAUGUUCCUGGAGACCAGCGCACUAACGGGGGAGAACGUGGAAGAGGCCUUCGUCCAGUGCGCUCGGAAAAUCCUCAACAAGAUCGAGUCCGGGGAGUUGGAUCCGGAGCGGAUGGGUUCGGGCAUCCAGUACGGCGACGCGGCGUUGCGACAGCUGCGCUCCCCGCGCCGCGCUCAGCCGCAGGGCUCCCAGGACUGUGGCUGCUAGUGGACUUCGUGCAAUUCACUACAUGAAGGUUUAUAAAGACCAGAAGAAGAAGAGCCAUGGAGGACCUAACAGUGUUGGGUUCAGGUUGCUGGCUGGUGACCCCUCCCAUGACCUUUGCACGGACCCUUCAGAGUCUUUAUUUUCAUUUCUGCAUGUGCAGAGAGCUGAGAAGUCCUUCUGGCCCCUCUCACCUCCCUCAGAUCGACCAUCUUCCCAGCAGUCCGCUGCUUUACUGGACCAAAAUGGCCCCCACCAUCCCCGCCAAGGAUGCUAAACGUCUGCAUGUCUCUCUCCUCUCGGUCACACUGUGUUCCCUCCGACGCAGUCUGGACUCCACCUUUACUCCAUUAUUGACUAAACAGGAUUUGACUGGUAAUUUGUUAGUAAAAUAUGUUGCCGUUUUGCUCCAGCUUGGAUGAAUUAAUGCAAACCAGACGACUUUAUCUUCGACUCUUUGGCAUGGAAACCAAACUGUUCUCUCUUUGUUUCCCUCUCUGGUUUAAACACUCUACUAAACGUUGCCCUCAUUAAAGCUAACACUCCCUCCCUUCCUGCUGCCUUUCUCGCAUUAAAUUCCCUGAUUUCGCUUUUUUCGCUGUACAGAGUUUCUGUAAAUAGAGACCGACGCAUGCUUUCCCAGACGGAGUAUUUUAUUAUAGCUGAUAUUCCAUCUGUAUUGCAUUAGAAAUCAUAUUCAGCAUCAUUUUCAUGCUCCACUGUAUAUUUAAAAACACUGACUCCUCGUGCUCCGCGUGUGAAGGACAGGUCACCAUUUUAACGGUUGUGUAACACGUUUGUCCUGCAGCCAGUGAAGUGGCACUAAUUGUUGUUUGUUUACAUGAAAACCUGACUGAUGCUGACCAAUCACAGCUGCAGUCCGAAUCUUAUCUGUUGUGUGCUUUAUUUAUUUCAAUCUUUUAAGACUAACAUGUCACUUUGCUUUAGUUAUCCUCUUCCUAAGUAGCUUAAUUAAAGCCAUAAUAAGCGACAGAACUAAACUUUUCCAUCACGGUUCAAACUAAAGCAGCCUUUCGGGAUUUACUCUGAAAUACGACGGCGGCUUUCGCCGUUUCACAUCUGGAUGUGGUCAUUUUGUUUGUUUUUGUCAUCAGAUUCUCUCGUUUCCAUGUAUGUCUGUUUUGUCAUGAAUAUCACAGAUUUUUAAUUUAUUGUUUAUGAUAAUUGGCAUAUGUUUUUGAAAUAAAACAAAUAGCAAAUACA
Poeciliopsis prolifica (blackstripe livebearer) is the source of this 2048-nucleotide messenger RNA. RefSeq names its product RAB4a, member RAS oncogene family (gene rab4a). The record is from RefSeq and is a predicted model, not a curated record. The coding region runs from base 186 to 827 and encodes 213 amino acids. The transcript has 8 exons. Gene Ontology annotation, biological process: Rab protein signal transduction; regulation of endocytosis. NCBI's taxonomy places the organism in Eukaryota, Metazoa, Chordata, Actinopteri, Cyprinodontiformes, Poeciliidae. Gene Ontology annotation, cellular component: endosome. Gene Ontology annotation, molecular function: GTPase activity; GTP binding.